Molecule: messenger RNA, 8015 nt
Organism: Pseudomyrmex gracilis
Lineage: Eukaryota; Metazoa; Arthropoda; Insecta; Hymenoptera; Formicidae
Gene: Sec16
Exons: 18
Coding region: 391-6873 (2160 amino acids)
Biological process (GO): autophagy; COPII vesicle coat assembly; Golgi organization
Cellular component (GO): ER to Golgi transport vesicle membrane; endoplasmic reticulum exit site
Source: RefSeq, a predicted model, not a curated record
ACGUGUGAGGUUCUUUAUGGGUUACGUGUGUAGGUGUACGGACCCCGUUCCGCUCGCGUGGAAAGUGAGCGCGGAUGAAAAAUUCGUGACGUGCUUAACUCGUUUGUUCCCUUCUCCGUCUCACCGUUGACCGCAUCUGUAUACUUGUCUCGCUCUCGCGCACGGCGUCCAUUGAAAUGUCCGCGUACUCGUAAAAGAUCGUGCACUAUCAUCGACGACGACGACGACGACGACGACGACGACGUUCGCUCUGCCGUCCCGUACGAGAGAAUUCAGCUGGUGCAGGAGACAAUAAUGCGCAUACCAAGCGCGUGCAGACGGCAGUGCGAGCGACGAUAGCUUUAGAUAACAAAUUUGUUAUAAAUUCAUUCACAUUGCUCUACAGACAGUAUGAACAAUCCUUACCGAGCUAGACCCGCCAGGUCGCGGGUGGAUCAUUCGGCUGCGUAUGGAAUGCAUAAUCAAAAUACAUGGAUGUCUAUGCCGAGGCCUCAAUCGGAUGUUCCGUCAAACGAUGCCACUCAGCAAUCACCCCUCAUGAAUCAAUCGGAAUAUAAUUCGUGGAAAGAUCCCAGAUGGGAUUGGAGUCUUGACCAACAAUCAGAUAUUCAGCAACCGCAGCAGUUGCCACAACAACAGUCGCAACAGCAACAGCAUUACGUGUCUUUUCCUCAGCAUCAGGGACAAUUGAGAUCUAAUUCGGCACAGGACAAUUAUUAUAAGAAUCUCCAGAAUGGCAACACCUCCGAUGUACUUAAUCAGAACUCUGUGUCAGGAAGAAACACGCCUAGAUCGGAACCCCCUCGUCAAACCGGUCCGAAUUACACGGAUCCAUUUUCUUACACGAAUUAUAAUCAAAAUCAACAGUAUCCUUUGCCGCCACAACAAAGCGUCAUUAAAUCGGGUUACGAGCAUAAUCAAUGGUCGAGUGAACAGCAAACCCAGAAUGCAGCGUAUACGCAGCAGAGACUCGUGCCACAGCAAAAUCAGAAAGAUCAACCGUUGCUAUAUCCGCCGCCCGUUACGUCGCAGAAUUUUAAUCGAACCAAGGACGACGCGGCGAACUUGCCGUUGCAACGUAACUGGCAGAAUCAUACCGACAUGCUGACCCAGGAUCAGAACGUGCCGAAAGAUAUGCAACAACACGUCGAUAAUAUGAGCAAUCAAGGUAUGCAAUCAUCGCAGAUGUAUAAUUUGCCUGUCAAGGGGAUUAAUAAGGAACAUUCCAUAAACUGGUCUGCUAACGGACAGCCAGGUAUCAGCGAAGCUGGUAACAGAACGUCGAAUCAGUGGCACAAUCAAAAUCGCGAGACAAUGAUGUCGUCGCAUCUAGUACAAACGAGUAAUAUAGACGAUACAUUUAGUUCUUGGCCACAGAUGGGAAAUGCCAACGUUACACACGAUUGGAGACACUCUAAUGUGCAGACCGAAGUACAUUCUAAUCAGUGGUUGCAGCAAGUAGACAACAACGCGCCCAAAGAGAACGUAUCACAGGACAACAACAGUCCUAGAUUUGCCGCUAACGAGUGGCAAGUCGAUCAACAGCAAAUGCACGCGUCGUUUCAUUACGCUACAGUACCCACGACUACUGUACCUACGACCGUAGAAAAUAUUGUACAUACAAGCGAUAAUAAUAAAGAACAACAAGAAAGUGAGAAGCAAGCAACAACAGUCGCUUCUGCCACGGGUACCGCGUUGUCUCACGAUUCGAUUAAUGUAAAACCGAGCGAUGUUAAACCAACAAUUAGAGACCACAAUCUGAACACGGUGACGGAUGAUACAUCAAAGAUUGAUGCUUUGAAGAACGUUCUUGUCGCGGAAAACGAUGAUUAUCCUUUCGUUUCCACAGUAAACGAGGACUUGUCCAGUAAUUUUGGUCAACUUAAUCUCGGAAACAAGUCGAGCAAGCAUGCGAAUCAUUCGAGCGAAUCGUUGGAAGCAUAUCCGAGUCCCGGUGAUGGGAGAGCUCAACAUUCGGUUGCCAAUUUCAACGUCACAAACAUUCGAAGCAAUUCUAUUCCCGAUAAUAUACCGGUAUUGCCUCCAGAUUACGCUAGCAACAUAGAAAACUCUCACUCUGUCGUCGACAGUCAACCUGUUGUCAGUCAGAAUCAUCAGAUAUCGAAUACAUAUCAGAACGGUGCUACCAAGGUCGGUGCUACCGACAGCGUCUCGCAAAGCGGAUACGAUCAAUGGUACAAUCAAAGCGCGCGCACUACCACGGUGAUUGAAAAUGCGAAAGAGCACACCCGCACAUCGGCCCCGAAUCAAUGGAGCUCUCCCAAACAGAAUGUAGAGAAUUACGAAAACAUUCAACUGACUUCCGAUUUUAUGAACGUCGAAGUGGUCGCGCCCGAUCAUCAGAUCUCGUUACAGGAACGCGACAUUUACGGAUCGCGAGAUUCCAUAAACAAGGAGACUUUGGACAACGAUCCCAAACCGAGCACGAGUCCCAAAGACACGACGAACACGCGUGACUUUCGGGAGGAGAUAAACAACAUCGAGGUGUUGUCGGUGCAACAACAAAUACGACCUCACGCGUCCCUACAGGCGGAACAGAUGCCGGACAAUUACGAGUUCGCUUCGAGUGACAGGAAUACGUUUCUGGAGACCGGCGAGUUGACCGACUCGCAUCAGGAACACGAGCCGACGCCGAGCCAGGACGACGAGAACGACGAAGUGCCUAACGAUAUUCCCUUCCUGCGAGAAGUACCGGGGCAAUCGAGCACCAUAGAUCCACGUAGAAACGAUCCUACGGGUCAGGAACAUCACGUGCAGACCGGACAGUCCCGUCUGUCCGAUCCCAGGAGGAACGAUCCCUCGGGUCAGGAACAAAGCGUGCAGGGUAGAAAUAUAUCCGACAGAGUUGAACGUCGCGACGUACUUCCGGGACAAGAGAGAAACGUUCCUUUGUUGUUGCGGGGCGAUGCGGAAACGCUGGAACGACGAAACGAUCCUUCGGGCAGGGAGCGUUCACUGCCGCCUCAGCAAUCGCGUAACGAUCCGUCGGGCGAGGAGAGAUAUCAGUUGCAGUCUCAAAUAAUAAUGUUGGAACCGAGCGAGACUCGCGAGGUGCUCGGCAGAGGCAACGAACCCGAAGAGACCGCGCAGCAAACGGAUACGGAACUCAGACAAAUACCAGGCGGAGCGUCAUCGAGCGACGUCACCCAGUUGUCCGACGACAACAGGAUGACGACCGGCGGGAGAGUGGUAACCGGUUCUCCGCCGGAGAUUCUCCCUCCGAUCUCAACGAUUCAGGACCAGACCAGCGGCGAAUCGCGAAGCAAACGCGAAGAAGCGGUGGGUGCGUCGCAGGAAAGUGAAAACCAGGGUGUUUCCGGUUCCGCGGGAAAUCGUCGGGAUUCCUACGAGGACGAGGACGACAAGGGUUCUCGCAACAGUCGCGACGAGAACAGGGAGAGACGACGGGAGGCCAGUCCCGAUCGUCGACGGAAUGAAUACGAUACGAAGAACGCGUACCACGAUCGCGAUCGCGAAUACGACGACGAGUACUAUUACGAUCGACGUCGUGUGAGCGACAACGAUCGUCAAUACAACGCGCGCGAUGAUUUCGAACGUCGUGACGUCGGUACGUAUCGGGACGACGAUCGCAAACAUCACAGUCGCGACGAUUUGGAUCGAUACGCAAGAGAAGACGUGGACAGAAGAAUCCGAGGGAAAGAGGAUCCGGACGAGAGGGACGGCAGAAGAAGAUUGGACGAUCGUAGAAAAGAUCGCGACAGAAGGAGAGAUGACAGACGACCUCGAAGAUACAACGAUUACGAUAUCAAAGAUCCGUACAGGAGAGAUCAUGAUGAUCGAUACGGAAGAGGUUCCAGACCUUCGAGUAGAUCUUCCUACAACGAUAGGGACUGCGACUACUACUACCCACCUUAUGGUUACGGAUAUGGAUACAAUGCUCAUUACGAUUAUCACGCGUAUCACGCGUACGCUAGGUACGCCGAGUGGUACAACAUGUACAGUCAGCAUCAACAACAACAAAUGGCUAGGGGUGUUAGCAAUUAUCCGGAGGACAGAGCUAGUGUUCAUUCUGGCCGUAGUUCCUGCGACGACAGAACUGCUGGUGAUAAACGGACAUUGGGUGAGAUGUCAACAUUGGAAGAUUCAACUAUUACUUCCGCUCAGUUAACGCCAACUAAAUUCUUCACAUCUCACGCAUAUGGAUGCUUUUCCAUUGGAUCUUUGGUUCAUGUUCCUUUGAGCUAUCCGGCUGACGGCGAGAGGGCCAAAGUGGACAUUUUUCGCUUGGAUAACUUGCUCUCGCACGAUCCUCUCGUGUGCGAGUUACGAUCAUAUCUGGGACCGCUAAUUACUGGUGUAACACACAAGAAGACUAUCAUAGAAUAUUGCGAAAAUAAGAUCAGGAAAGCACUGACGAACGAGGAAAUGAAUUAUCGCGCAUCGUACAUUCUUUUAUACGAACUGAUGAUUAUGCUUAUUCAACAAAAUGGGAAAGUGGUCGGAGUCGAUAUCGCUGCGCUCUUGCUGCGCAACAAGGACGCUUAUAACGACGGGAACAAACUCAAGUCUCAAACCGUAGGACGCAGGGAGUCGCAAGCGUCGCAAAGAUCCAGCGCUACGGGCGGUGACGGAAGUACUCAGGACAUAUCCUCGUUGUCCGACAAAACGGAAAUAAAACAGCGAAAAACAGUGGAGGAAAUAACAGACGAGUACAGGGACACGUUGCUUUACGGGCGAAUACAAGAAGCAUUAGAAUAUGCGAUGAACGAGGGACUUUGGGGUCAUGCUCUUUUCCUGGCCAGCAAAUUGGACAAGCGCACGUAUGCUUCCGUUAUGAUUCGAUUCGCAAACAGUUUACCACCGCACGAUCCGUUGCAGACUCUCUAUCAGCUGCAUUCUGGGCGCGUACCCGCCAUAGUCACGUGCGUUGCCGAUUCACGUUGGGAGGAUUGGCGUCCUCACUUAGCUAUGAUUAUUUCCAACACCUCAUCAAAUCCGGAAAUUAAUCGCCGCUCGAUAACAACUCUCGGAGAUACGUUGUUCGGAAGAGGGGACAUCUAUGCCGCACAUUUCUGUUACAUCCUCGCGCAAAUCGAGUUCGGAUCUUACGGAACAAACGGGGUCAAACUCGUGUUAAUCGGCGCGAAUCAGAAUAAACCCUAUUCUGAAUUUCUCACAAACGAAGCUGUCAUGUUGACGGAGAUCUACGAAUACGCUCGCAAUCUCAGCGAUUCGAGUUUCACGCUGGUUGAUCUGCAAACAUUCAAGUUUGAUCUAACGCUAAAAAUGGUGGAUUGCGGUUUGAUAGAGAAAGCGCUCUUAUAUAUUGAACAGAUUGCAACGAAUAUUGCGAACGAACCUUCGAAAUAUAAGAAAGCUUUCAUCAGAUCGGUUUAUGAACUUGGCGAUCGGUUGAAGUAUCACGAUCCGGUCUAUAAACACGCUCUGGAAGAUGUUUCCAACGUGAAUUUAGUGUGGCUUGAAAAAUUGGAGGAAAUAAUCGGCAAGUCUCAGGACGAAUCGGUUGCCAAAGGUGAAUUGUACGGUGCUCGCGUAGAUUCUUACGCGGCCGUGGAAAGACACGAUGUUCACGAAAUGAAGCAACAAUCGUUGCCGCCGAUGUCGCAACAACAAUGGACCGGCGCUCAAUCCGAAUACAGCGACGAACCCACGAUGAUGGCGGAAACCAGUACCGCCGAUUUGCAGACGAUCAGACAGCCGCUAUCUUUGCCCGCUAAUAUUCAAGACACGUACGAUCCGAAUGCGCAGUAUGUGAGAAACAUGGACGAGUCUGUGCAAUACCAGUCGCAGGAUUAUUGGAAUCAACAGCCGUUUUAUCAGGGCAAUUACGGGAGAAACGAACCUAAUAUGCCGCCUAACAACUGGCAGCAACAACAAUCAAUGCCGAGUUUGACCGCCGAACAGAUCGAGACCGAUAACUUGCAGCAGCAAGACAAUUGGAACUAUGAGGCGGAAAAAGAAGACAAAACGCCAACUCCUGAACCUGUGCAGCCAAAAAUCACCAUGACGCCGUCGUCGACGAGCAAGCAGUACGAUCCUCUGGAAGAACUUGACGCGCUUGAAACACCGAGACCGAGUUCGAAACUCUCGAACGAAACAAAGAAAGCGAGCGAGAAGACGGCCGAAAAGAAACCCGUCAACAGCGGCGGUUCCUGGUUCGGUGGUUUGAUCAGCAAAUUCGCCCCGAAACCGAGAAACCAAAUGAUAUUGCCGGACGACAGCAAUCCGAAGAUUGUAUGGGAUCCAGAAACGAAGAAGUGGACAAACAAAGAUGAGGACAGUGACAGCGGUGCCGCGGCAUUGGCGCCACCCCCGAAGAUGUCUGACAUCAGUUUUCGUACGCCGACAACGAUGACGGAACGUAAUUUGCAACCGCCGUCUUUAUCGAGCGCUCACAAUGAGGACGCACCUGCGGCGGAGGUUCCAAAAAUGCCUACCGGCAGCAAUAUGUACAAACUGCCGAAGAAUAGGAGUAUGCGCGCCAAUUAUGUAGACAUAAUCAAUCCCAACGGGCCGAAAGGUAGCGCAUCAUCCAACAUGCCCACUCCCAUGACAUCUCCGCUUGUUCCUAUGGCUACUUCGUCCCCGCAACUGUUCGUUCCUGCGCCAGUUAAUGAUUCGACCGCUCCCGUGGAUUUCUUGACUCCGGCAACAACGACAGCACAACCAUCCGGAAACGUCGCGGAGAAUACACCACAAACUCUCUCUCGCUGGAGCUCAACUAGCUCGUUAUCACGAGAGGUGCAGAGCUACACGAUGAGGGAUCCGCGACUCCUUCAACGGAACAAGGGACCAAUGAUGUUCAACCCGAGUGACAUAAAGGAUCAUUCGGUGAAGAAUAUGCCACCCAACAGAUAUCCUCCACGAUAAUUGUUGCGAGCAUUUGCGCAGAUAGUUUGUUAUUCAAAUUAGGCGAUUUUUCUUAGAGAAUUAUAUUGCGCAGUCGCGUGUAUAAUGUGACUUUUCAUUUCUCUAGAAACCGUGAAUAUUUUCUUUGGAGUGUUAUGCGCAACCGUACGAAUUUAUAUUGUAUACGGCUAAUCUUUUUGAGAUGGCGAUAUAUAUAUAUAUAUUUGUUUAGAUAAACUUCUUCACACGUUGAAUUCCACUCGAUUGUUUUAUUGUUAACAUCGCGUAACACAGCUCUAGAAGACAAUGCGUUGUAAAAUAAUACUUGGAACGCGCGAUGAAAAUCGAAGGGAACGAUAAAAAGUUCUCCUUCCGUAAAAAAAUGACGAAAAAGAUUUUAACGACGCAAGGUAAUGGAAAACUACUGUAUUUUGUUUAUUAAAUUAGAAGCUUCUCUGUUGCUCACUUUUUCGUAAAAAAAAAGAAAAAAAAAAAAAGAAGAAGAUUAACCCUUGAUAAAUUUCGCGGAAUGUUUAGAUGCACAGUGCAAUAGAUUUGUGUAAAAAAAAAAAUUAUACAUAUAAUAUUAUAUUAUUAUUGUAUGUAUAUUUCUCUCUGUUUCUUAUUAUAUUUUAGAAACACGUAUUUUUUCAUCAAACCUAUUUAUUACCUACCUACGAAUUCAAUUCGCGAACAGGUAUGUGAUCAUCGGUAUGUUAUGUGAAAAUACGCGAGUGCAUUCCCGUAAUAAUAUUUGUGCUUUAUAGUUUUUGUUAGCGCGUUAACAUCGCGCAGCAUCAGAAUCGACGAGCGAAGAUUCGAGUUCUACGAUUCGAUCGAAUCGGAAACGAAAAAAAGUAUGAGACUCUAUUCAAGAGUUACAAUUAAAAUUUAGUCGGUCAUCGAAAGAGUGUAUCUUGUAUUACGGAGAGAGAGCGGCGAAAGGGGAGAUCGUAGCGCUAAUUGUAACUUAUCGUAGAAUAUUUGUUACACGGCCUCAUACGUGCUGUAAUUUUAAGUCUGAUUUUAUAUAUCAAAGGAAGGAGAGAGGAACAUUAAAGGCGCCGGUAAAAAUAUGAGAUGUUAGGGAUAUGAAAAAUUUUAUUCGACGAUACGGAAUAUAAUGGAAAUAUUGUUUUAUGUCGGAUUAUAUACAUACAUAU